This is a messenger RNA of Cavenderia fasciculata, 1278 nucleotides long. RefSeq lists its product as uncharacterized. Gene Ontology annotation, biological process: lipid metabolic process. Gene Ontology annotation, molecular function: phosphoric diester hydrolase activity. NCBI's taxonomy places the organism in Eukaryota, Evosea, Eumycetozoa, Acytosteliales, Cavenderiaceae. The record is from RefSeq and is a predicted model, not a curated record. The coding region runs from base 1 to 1278 and encodes 425 amino acids. The transcript has a single exon.
AUGAAAGGAAGUACAAUUAAAUUAAUAAUUUACAUUUUAUUGACUGUGGUAGGGUUAUCAAUCUAUCAAGUAAAUCAUGAUGGUAAAUCACCUAGAGGUUAUUUCGAACCAUUGUAUUCGAGUUUACAUACUAGUGGAGCAUCUAUAAAUAGGACGUUGAUUAUGGCACAUAGAGGGUCUAGGUAUAUAGUACCUGAAAACACUAUACUUGCCUUUCAAACUGCAUUGGAUCUCGGAACAGAUGUCAUAGAGACUGAUGUAAGAUUGUCAAAGGAUGGACACUUGGUUAUAUUCCAUGACAAGUUGUUGGAUCGUGUCACCAACAUCAAUGGAGACGUCGAGGACCAUACAUUGGCCGAGUUGCGUGCCUGUGACGCCGGCUACCGCUUUUCACCUGACAAUGGCACCUCUACUCCGUUCCGUGGACGUGGUCUCAAGGUGCCAACCAUGCGUGAGGUCUUUGAAACACUGCCCACAACCACUUCACUCAACAUUGAAAUCAAAGAGGAUGAUAUCAAGGUGGCUGAAAGUUUGUGGCGUGAAUUGGAACGUGCAUUCAAAGAGUUGGGUCGUCCACAUCGAUCGGUUGUAGUAAGCUGUCGUUUCUGUGAACCAACUGCACACAUUAGAGUAUUGGCAAGAGAGUAUAUGGUAAAGAAUGGUCUUUCUGAAAUGCCCAUCACAACAUCGGGUUGUGAAAGAGAAGUAACACGAUUUGUCAUUCUCUCACAAAUCUAUCUUGCCAAACUUGUCUAUUCGGUAUUCCCAAUUACUUCAUUUGAAGUGUUUCAAGUACCAACUUCGAGUGGUCCCAUCUCACUCGAGACUGGUCGAUUCAUUGACACUGCCCACUACUUUGGUUUGCAUGUCCAUUUUUGGGUGAUCAAUGAUGCACCAGAAAUGAAGCGUGUCUUGGGACUCGGUAUCGAAGCCAUCAUCACUGAUCGUCCCGAUAUCGCCAUCAAAGUAUUCAAAGACGCCAAACUCAAACCUGCCAAUUUCCCAGUCCCCAAACCACUCCCAUCCAACCAUUCAGGCACCUAUUUCAUUCCAUUGUCCGAUGUUGAAGAAUCACACACUUGUAUUUCAUUCUUUUGUAUUCUCCUCCAACGUAUCCAUUUCAUCAUCCUUGCUCUAGUCUUGUCAUUUGUCUUUAUGAAAUUGUAUAGCGCCAAGUCAUACAUUGCUGCAAAAUCUGGUUUAGCAAAAAGAAAGAAAAAUUAUAUUUUACAAAAACAACAACAACAACAGUCACAACAAAAGAAGAAAACUAAAUAA